UAAGAGUUUAUGCCGUUUUCCGUUUAUUUUAUAUUUUAUACUUUAUAGUUGUUAUUACUUAUUACUACUAUGAGUAAUUACUUGUUACUUAUUGGCUUUAGUACCUUAUUGUAAUAAUACCUUGUACCUAUUAUUCGAAUUUAAAUUGCCAAAAAUCCCAAUAAUAUCAAUCUUUUAGUUAUCGGAUUUUAUUUUUUAUAUCUUAAUGACUUAUUAGAAAUCGACUAUUAAUUUUAAAUAAAUAAACUGAACCAUUGAAUAUUAAACAAUUUGUCUACUUGUUAAUCUUUUCACCAUUGAUAUGUUUCGCUUUGAUGGAUUGUGACAUAUUUAUUACUUUUUAAAGAUAAUUAAUAAUACUAUGCAUUAGAGUUUCCAUGCUAUUUAAAUUUUAUUUUGAAUGGACAUUAUGUUAAAAACAAGUAUUAUUACACAUUCUUUGAUUGUCUAUACAGUGUUUUUGCUGUAGUUCAGCUAUUUAAAAAUCUGAUACAUCAGUCAAGUAAUCUAACUUUCUUAAUGAGUGGGUAAGCCUAAAGGUGUAUUAUGUUAUUAUUAAGUACACUAUGUAUACUUAAGUAUACUAACAACAAUAUCAAAAAUAUUACUUGGUACAUACUUGUUAUUAAAUUACAAUGUUUACUGUAUACACUUGAUGUAAUAUUAUACUCUAACCCGGUGUUGUUAAACUGGUAACACAUUGUGCAAUGAUUUACUCAUGGAAAAUGUUGUCUUAUAUCAUACUAUCUAAACAACUUACAUGAUGCACAUCAGAUUAUAAAAUGUUGGUAAUUUUUUAACUACUUAAUAAUUAUGAGAUGUGACUAUAUAAGAUUAACCGAGGACAGACCUACAACACUGUGUAGUUUGGCUGAAUGGGCGAUUGUUUUUUGCUGAGUAUGAAAUCAGAAUUGAUACUAAUGAAAUAAAAAACAAUGAGACUGACGUAAACAAAUUUACUUUGUUUGUGAAAUCAUAGACCUAUAAAGAAGGUAGAUCUUUAUAAGGUCUAUGGUGGAAAUACAAAGGAUUACCUACACACACAAAUAUUGAAAUAUGUAACUAGCAAAUCUUAAACAAUCAAACCUAUGAAACUGUUAAUAGUUUUAAUGCUUGUAUUUAAUGAGUUAAAGAAAAUGGGAUUACAGCUUGAUAAUUUUAAGUAAAUUAUGUGAUUAUGCUAAUAACAAAUCAUUCCUGACUAAAAAAUAAUGUCCAUAGAAAUUUAACACAUAAUUAUUGUUGUCUGUAGGUAGUUGUAAUAAUUAAGUAACAAAUUUCCUAUAAUAGGUAAACUUUUCCAAUAACUUGACGUGAUCAGAUUCUAGUAUUAAUUCUACAUAUUAUAUUGAAUUCCCAAGUAUAUACUGUAUAUUUAUAAGAGUGAAUAAUAAAUAUAAUAUAUUAUUUAUAUAGUAAUUUAAUACUUACCGGAUUUUAAUUUUUUUAGGUAUUACGUUCCAUUUAAUUUAAAUAUAUAUAUAUUAUAUUAUAUUUACCAAUAUUUAAAAUGAAAAAGGUGGAAUAUCAAUAUGUGCCAUUGCAUCGUUUUGAAAUAUUUUGCUAUAUAGUUAUAUGGGCUUCAGGCAUAAUUUGUGCUGCUUAUAAUUUAUUAGAUGUCAGCUUCAGUUUGAAUAAUUCAGAGAUACCCGACUUAGUACCUGGAUGGUCUUGGCUUGGUCGAAGAAAAGAUACUUGUUCAGAAUGGAAAAUAUGGACUACAUUUCUUAUUUUCUCAUUAGGUCCAUGGGUUAUUUUACAUUCGUCAAUUCUACUAAUAAUACAACAUUAUUUUUCAAAGAUACCAACAAUUCGUGAUGUAUGGUUUAUUACUGUUACAAGUUUAUGUAUAGCUUAUAAUUUUGGAUUAUUAUCAGUCUUCUUAUUUUUUGGUCUGACUAUGAUUUAUUACUGUUUAUUAUUACUUGGUAAUCAAUUUUCUAUUUGGAUUACAAGCAUAUUGUUAUUAGGAGUUUGGUCAUACAAUGAUUCUUUAUUUACCAUUUUCGACCCUAGUUCAGAUGGAGAGAUCGCAUAUUUAUUACUUUUGACAUUAUACUGGCAUCAACUGCGCUGUAUAAGUUUUUCACUUGGCUCAUUGGAUAAAGCUAAAAGUAAAACUUUGCCAAAUUGUCUACACUUUUUAGCAUAUUCAUUUUACUUACCAUGUUUUUUCUUUGGACCAAUAAUUAUUUACAAAAACAUUAAUGAUGCAAAUACAAAUACUACCAUGAAACCAUUAUAUCAACGUUUGACAAAACUCAUAAUAAAUUUGAUUAGAUACUUUUUUUGGAUGUUUUUUACUGAGUUCAUACUACAUUAUGUUUAUAUUAAUAUGUUUUUACAAAAUAUUAAAGUAUUUAAACAUUUUGGAAUUACUGCACUUAGUGGGUUUGGUUUUGGAAUGGGACAAUUUUUUUUUAUUAAGUACACAUUCAUUUAUGGUACUGUUAUUACAGUUGCAACAUUUGAUCAAUUCAUUGAACCUCCAAAGCCACCAAAAUGCAUUUCACGGAUUUAUUUAUAUUCUGAUAUGUGGCGAAGUUUUGAUCGAGGACUUUACAACUUCUUAAAAGAGUACAUUUAUAGACCAUCUGGAUAUCAUUCUGAAAAUGUUAGAGUUGGUACCAAAUUAACUAGAUCAUUUAUGUGUUUUGCAUUUAUUUUCAUUUGGCAUGGAUUAUCAUGGGAAGUUUUCUUAUGGACUCUAUUCAACUUCAUAGGCAUCACAGUAGAAACCUUAGCAAGGAUUUUUGGAAAAACUUCUUACUAUUUCCACUAUGUUAAAUGCAAUCUAAGUGACCCUAAUGAAAGGCGGUUUUUAGCACUUAUAACCAGUCCUUUAACAAUGCUAUCGGCCAUUUCAAACUUUUUCUUUUUUGGUGGUAUUGACGCUGGUUUGAGUUAUUUUGAAGCAAUAUUUUUACUAAAUACAUGGAUUGAAAACAUCAUUAUUAUCAUAAUAUUUUAUUCAAUGUGUCAAAUAUCUAUAGAAUUCAACCAUUAUAAAAAAUCAAAAAAACAAUAAAUUAUAUAUAUAUAUUAUAUCUUAAAUAAGGUACAUAUUUUAUUCAAUUAACACAAAGUAUUAAAUUUAAAAUAAAUAUUAAUCGGUACAAUUUAUAUACUAAAUGUACUGUAUUACAGUUCCUAUAUUUGAUAUUGUA
Molecule: messenger RNA, 3167 nt
Organism: Metopolophium dirhodum (rose-grain aphid)
Lineage: Eukaryota; Metazoa; Arthropoda; Insecta; Hemiptera; Aphididae
Gene: rasp
Product: protein-cysteine N-palmitoyltransferase Rasp
Exons: 10
Coding region: 1511-3028 (505 amino acids)
Biological process (GO): protein palmitoylation
Cellular component (GO): endoplasmic reticulum
Molecular function (GO): palmitoyltransferase activity
Source: RefSeq, a predicted model, not a curated record